Arabidopsis lyrata subsp. lyrata is the source of this 719-nucleotide messenger RNA. RefSeq lists its product as uncharacterized. The transcript has 3 exons. Gene Ontology annotation, molecular function: RNA nuclease activity. Gene Ontology annotation, cellular component: peroxisome. Lineage: Eukaryota; Viridiplantae; Streptophyta; Magnoliopsida; Brassicales; Brassicaceae. The coding region runs from base 82 to 504 and encodes 140 amino acids. Gene Ontology annotation, biological process: regulation of gene expression. The record is from RefSeq and is a predicted model, not a curated record.
AAAUUUCACUCAACCGCAACCACAGAUCUAAAACCCUCUCACCUACCAAACAAACACUCUCUCUAUCAAUCCGGCAAAACAAUGUCUGCUUUUCCCGGCGAUUACGCAGCGGCUGAGACAGGUAUCUUUUGGGACAUAGAAGAUUGCAAGAUUGAUGUUGACCUCAAUGCUAGUCAGGUUUUGCAGAACAUUAAAUUGACCAUUUCGAGGGCUGGUCAUCAUGGAACAGUCUCAAUAAGGGCGUAUGGUGAUAUGACGGGUCAUGAGUUUCCCUCUGAGGGAAUUAAGCUCAAUCACUUCCCUGCAGGAGAGAGGUACGCGAGACAUUCGAAGAUGCUUGAAGACAUCAUUGCAUGGUCAGCUGAACAUCCUCAACCAUCAAAUUUGAUGCUAAUCAUGAAAGACACCUCUCCAGACUUCAUUGAGGUUGUUCAACUUUUGAAAUCCAAGAAAAAUUACAUGUUUCACAUUGUUCAACCUGGAAGUGGGUUUGGAAGAGCUUAGGCCUUAACUUAUGGAUUAGGCGGCAUUAUGAUGACAUUACCACUAGUUGGAGACUAAUUAAUUUAGUAUUGCUGCAAGUAGAAUAAAAUGUUCACUACUGUUUGUCUGUAAUUUCGUCAUUCCUCUGUUGAUCGAUCAUCCUCUUUUGAGGACUAAGAACAAAACUCUAGGAAAUGUUGGAUCAUCCUCUUUGCAGAUCUCCUUCAUUCUGACCA